Diplodia corticola is the source of this 774-nucleotide messenger RNA. RefSeq names its product 50s ribosomal protein l4. Gene Ontology annotation, molecular function: structural constituent of ribosome. Lineage: Eukaryota; Fungi; Ascomycota; Dothideomycetes; Botryosphaeriales; Botryosphaeriaceae. Bases 1 to 774 code for a protein of 257 amino acids. Gene Ontology annotation, cellular component: mitochondrial ribosome; mitochondrial large ribosomal subunit. The transcript has 4 exons. The record is from RefSeq and is a predicted model, not a curated record. Gene Ontology annotation, biological process: mitochondrial translation.
AUGAACGUCCGCUCCGUCGCCCGCAUAUCGCUACAUGCUCGGCCUGCCGCAGAACCGUUCCUGCCAUCACUCGCGGCGUCAAACACGUCCGUGUCGCAGCUCUCGUUAAUCCAGCGCCGAUGUGUUCACCGCGGCGAUAGAAACAAGAACCGUGGUGUCUCUGCUCUGAGGAGGACCGGCCUCCGCCCGCGACAGACACUUUCCGUCUCGAAAGACCAGCUCCCCGUCCCAGUGCUGAACCCGGAUCGACGGUCUCGGGUGCAUGUCGAUAUAGACCAUGGGCUAUGGCAAUUCUUCAACGGGGAUAGAAAACUCCUCUCAACGCCCGAAGAGGACGCCGGACACGGGCGCGCGUGGACAGUGCAAGAACUACGGCAGAAGUCGUGGGAAGACCUGCACCGUCUCUGGUGGGUCUGCGUGAAGGACCGUAAUCGUCUGGCGACGGAAGGCUUCGAGCGCAAGCGCAUUAACGCAGGCUAUGGCGAGUAUGAGGCAGAGGCGCGAGAUAAAGAGGUCAAGCUUACAAUGCGUGCCAUCAAGCACACGCUGACGGAGCGGUGGUAUGCUUGGGAGAACGCGCGGGAAGUGGCAGCCAGCGACGAGGAGGUCAACUUGUCUGGCAGAGGACCAGCUUACAGCCCUGCUGUUGAGGACGCAUUUGAGAGCGAGAUUGAGGAGGCGGAUGCGGAGAAGGAGACAAAGGAUGCGAAAGGGAACACGGCGAGAAAACAACGGCAAGGCGGAGCUGGAUCUAGAGCGCAGACGGAGGCAUAA